AUGUCUACGGCAGUGGAAGUAACCGGGUACAUCAUGUGUGUCAUCAGCUGGCUGCUGACCGGAGCCUGUCUGGCCAACGACUACUGGAAGAUCUCCACCGUGUCGGGCAGCGUCAUCAUCUCACAGCGGCAGUUUGAAAACUUGUGGCACUCCUGUGCCGAGAACAGCGCCGGCAUCGCCGAGUGCCGUGACUUCGAGUCGAUGCUGUCGCUUCCUGAACACAUCCAGGCGUGCCGCGCCCUCAUGAUCAUCGCUCUGCUCCUUGGACUCGGGUCCAUGGUGGUGGCCCUGCUCGGACUCAAGUGCAUCAGGAUCGGAUCGUCCACAGACCAGGCCAAAGCCAAGAUGGCCUUUGUUGGAGGAAUCCUGAGCAUCCUGGGCGGUCUGUGCUGCAUGAUCGCCGUCUCCUGGUACGCCUUCAGAGUUGUGGAGGACUUCAAUAACCCUUUCUUUGGCGGCGUCAAGUUCGAGCUGGGCGAGGGUCUGUACUUGGGCUGGGGCGGGUCGUCUCUCUCUAUCCUGGGCGGAGCUAUGCUCUGCACUGCUUGCAAAAAAGCGUCCUCUGGUGGAAAGAUGGGUGGUUACCAAGGAAACCCGGCACAGAAGGUCUACAAGGCAGCGGCCCGGUCGGAGCCAGAGUCAUCCAGAGCAUAUGUCUAA
Molecule: messenger RNA, 660 nt
Organism: Synchiropus splendidus (mandarinfish)
Lineage: Eukaryota; Metazoa; Chordata; Actinopteri; Syngnathiformes; Callionymidae
Gene: cldn15la
Product: claudin 15-like a
Exons: 5
Coding region: 1-660 (219 amino acids)
Biological process (GO): cell adhesion; bicellular tight junction assembly
Cellular component (GO): plasma membrane; bicellular tight junction
Molecular function (GO): structural molecule activity
Source: RefSeq, a predicted model, not a curated record